AUGUAUGAGUGGUGGAAACAGAUCUUCAAAGAGGAUACUGAUUCUGAUGUGAAACAGAUUUCCUCAGCUGCUUUGAAAACAUGGCAUGCUCACAAUAAGUGCCUGCCUGGUCGUAUCAUUGUGUACCGUGAUGGAGUUGGUGAUGGACAGCUGAACACUGUCGUAAAUUAUGAGGUUCCACAGCUGCUAGAUUGUUUGAAAUACCUGACUGACUACAAUCCAAAGCUGUCAGUAAUUGUUGUAAAGAAGCGUGUUAAUGCAAGGUUUUUUUCACAAGCUGGUGGAAGAUUACAGAACCCACCUCCUGGCACUGUCAUUGACACAGAUGUCACACGACCAGAAUGGUAUGACUUCUAUAUAGUCAGUCAGUCAGUGAAGGUUGGUACAGUUACACCGACACACUACAAUGUAGUGUAUGACAGCAGCAACUUGAAACCAGAUUACAUGCAGCGACUAACCUACAAGCUGUGCCACAUGUAUUACAAUUGGCCGGGUGUUAUUCGUGUGCCUGCCCCCUGCCAGUAUGCACACAAGCUUGCAUUCUUAGUGGGACAAAGUAUUCAUCGGGAACCCAGUCUGGCAUUGGCAGACCGACUUUACUACCUGUGAAUAUAAAAACCAUCAUGUUUCCUGUCAUGAUUACUACUUUAAAAAAAACUAUAAAAUGAAGCAUUUUCCAAACA
This is a messenger RNA of Chiloscyllium plagiosum (whitespotted bambooshark), 683 nucleotides long. NCBI's taxonomy places the organism in Eukaryota, Metazoa, Chordata, Chondrichthyes, Orectolobiformes, Hemiscylliidae. The record is from RefSeq and is a predicted model, not a curated record.